CUUUAUCAGUUGCAAAUAACUGUAAAGAAAAACUGAAUCAAACUCACAAAGUUCUUUUGGUUCACUCCAUUUUGAGGUCUUGAAAGUUUGAAAGAAAAUCAGAAGAGUGAAAUGUCACUCCCUUCUCUCCUGCUUCUAAACCCACAAAUCCCAAAAGUUCCAUCUCCUCUCUAUCACUUCUCUAAGCCAUCUCCAGUGCUCUUAUCUAUCCAAAUCUUGAAAUUCCCAAGAAAAUUCUACUCUGUUUCACCUUCUCUUCAAUCAUCUUUUCCCAUUCAAAACGAUGACUACGACUCUGCUGUCGAAGAGCAUGUUAUUGGCGACUGUCUAGUCUUUGAAGAAGGUGCUUUUGAAGGCCCAUAUCUUGAAAAUGCUUCUUCAUCAGUUCUUGAUCAAGAGUCUGAUCCAAAACAGAAGACCAAAAACAAGAACAAGAAGAAGAAAAAGAAUGUAAUAGAAAUAGAGGCAGAGAAUUUGGUUCCUGAUAAAUGGAGAGAAGUACAAGCAGAAAUUAACAUUACCAAGAAAGAAAGGCGCAAGAUUGCUCAAGAAUUGGAAUUUAAUAGUAGAGUUGAAAAGAAAAAGAAAGGGUUGCGUCCUAUUAGAGCUUUGAAUUUGGAGGAGUAUAAGGCUUAUAGAGAAGCUAAGUUGGCUCAAUUGAAGCCACUUGUUCUUGAUAAUCCUUCAAGCUUUCAGGUAGAGAAAGAAGAUGAGAAUGAGGAGGAGGAGGAGAAGGAGAAGGAGAAGGUGGAAAUGAGUGAGAGUUGUAGUGAGAGAGUGGCACCCAAGAAUCCAAGAUGGGCAGUUUAUGGAAAAGGUUUUGAUGAUGUUAAUGAGUUCUUUAAUAGUGGCCAUUAUGAGCCUGGUGUUAAGAACUCUGAAGGCCGUCGCAAGUUGUUCACACAGGAGGAAAAACUUUUGCUUAAUAGGAAGAUACCUGAUGUAGCAGCUGCUACCUCUGGCAAAUGGCUGCCUCUGCACUCGCUUGCUGCAUCGGGCGAAUUCUACCUUGUGGAUGCUUUGUUGAAACAUAAUGUUGAUAUUAAUGCUUUGAAUGUGGAUGGCUUGACUGCACUUCAUAAAGCAAUAUUAUGCAAAAAGCAAGCAAUAACUGGCUAUCUUUUGAGAGAAUCAGCAAAUCCAUUUGUUCUAGAUUCAGAUGGUGCUUCCUUAUUGCAUUAUGCCGUCCAAACAGCAUCUGCCCCUGCUAUUAAACUUCUUCUGUUAUACAAUGUUGAUAUUAACCUUCAGGACAAUGAUGGAUGGACACCACUACAUGUUGCUGUGCAAGCCCGAAGAAGUGACAUAAUAAAACUUUUAUUAAUUAAAGGAGCUGACCAGAUGUUAAAAAACCAGGAUGGCUUAACCCCACUUGAUCUUUGCCUCUAUUCUGGAAGAGACACAAAAACUUUUGAACUUAUCAAGCUAUUGAAGCAAUUCGCGAAGAAAUAAAAGGUUAUCUUAUAGCGUCGCAACUGCUCUGACAAUGCAACUACAGACUUUGCCCUCAUCCAGAUAAGCAAGCACAUCAGUAGGAAAGGUGUAAAAAUCUAAUUUGAUCCAUCCAAACUCGAUUGUUCACUGCAGAACGAACAUGAAUGUGGAUAAAGAGAGCAUAUAACGGCAAGAAAUGAAAAGAGUGCUUUUCAGAACUUCUUGUAACAGAGACAGGUUUAGGAUGUCAUCUUGUAAUUAUCAUGUAUCCAUACUGAAGCAUUGGUAAAAAAUGUUAUAGUGACUAUUGAAUUUA
This is a messenger RNA of Ricinus communis (castor bean), 1750 nucleotides long. RefSeq names its product ankyrin repeat domain-containing protein, chloroplastic. Bases 112 to 1452 code for a protein of 446 amino acids. NCBI's taxonomy places the organism in Eukaryota, Viridiplantae, Streptophyta, Magnoliopsida, Malpighiales, Euphorbiaceae. The record is from RefSeq and is a predicted model, not a curated record. Gene Ontology annotation, molecular function: protein binding; chloroplast targeting sequence receptor activity. The transcript is spliced from 7 exons. Gene Ontology annotation, biological process: protein targeting to chloroplast. Gene Ontology annotation, cellular component: chloroplast outer membrane.